Messenger RNA from Erinaceus europaeus (western European hedgehog), 9714 nucleotides. RefSeq names its product ataxin 1 (gene ATXN1). Bases 1 to 2436 code for a protein of 811 amino acids. Gene Ontology annotation, cellular component: nucleus. Gene Ontology annotation, biological process: negative regulation of transcription by RNA polymerase II; nervous system development. The record is from RefSeq and is a predicted model, not a curated record. Gene Ontology annotation, molecular function: RNA binding; protein binding. The transcript has 2 exons. Lineage: Eukaryota; Metazoa; Chordata; Mammalia; Eulipotyphla; Erinaceidae.
AUGAAAUCCAACCAAGAGCGGAGCAACGAAUGCCUGCCUCCCAAAAAGCGCGAGAUCCCCGCCACCAGCCGGCCCUCUGAGGAGAAGGCCACAGUUCUGCCCGGUGACAACCACAGAGCCGAGGGCGUGGCAUGGCUCCCGGGCCACCCUGGUGGCCGAGGCCACGGGGGCGGCAGGCAUGGCCCAGCGGGUACAUCAGUGGAGCUCGGUUUACAGCAGGGAAUAGGUUUACACAAAGCGCUGUCCUCGGGGCUGGACUACUCCCCGCCCAGCGCGCCCAGGUCUGUCCCGGCCACCACCACGCUGCCCGCUGCGUACCCUCCCGCUCAGUCAGGGACUCCGGUGUCGCCGGUGCAGUAUGCUCACCUGCCACACACCUUCCAGUUCAUCGGGUCCUCCCAGUACAGCGGGCCCUACGCUGGCUUCAUCCCUUCGCAGCUGAUCUCCCCAACGGCCAGCCCUGUCACCAGUGCGGUGGCCUCUGGCGCAGGGGCCACCACUCCAUCCCAGCGCUCCCAGCUGGAGGCCUAUUCCACCCUGCUGGCCAACAUGGGCAGUCUGAGCCAAGCCUCAGGACACAAGGCUGAGCAGCAGCAGCAGCAACACCUAGGCAGGACGCCCGGGCUGGUCACCCCGGGGUCUCCACCACCCGCCCAGCAGAACCAGUACGUGCACAUUUCCAGUUCUCCGCAGAAUCCCGGGCGCACGACCUCGCCCCCGGCCAUCCCAGUCCACCUCCACCCCCACCAGACGAUGAUCCCACACACACUCACCCUGGGGCCCUCGCCCCAGGUCCUCGUGCAAUACACCGACUCGGGCAGCCAUUUUGUGAGCCGGGAGGCCACCAAGAAAGCGGACAGCAGCCGGUUGCAACAGGCCAUGCAGGCCAAGGAGAUCCUCAAUGGCGAGAUGGAAAAGGGCCGCAGAUAUGGGGCCCCGACCCCCGCAGAGCUGGGCCUGGUGAAGGCCGGCAGCAAGUCGGCGCCGCACCCCUAUGAGUCCAGGCAUGUGGUGGUCCACCCCAGCCCUGCUGACUACAGCAGCCGGGACUCGUCGGGGGUCCGGGCCUCUGUGAUGGUUCUGCCCAACAGCGGCAGCGUGCCCGCCACCUCCGACCUGGAAGUGCAGCAAGUGGCGCACCGGGACGCCUCCCCCUCCACCCUCAAUGACAAGGGCGGCCUGCAUUUAGGGAAGCCCGGGCACCGGUCCUAUGCGCUGUCACCCCAACAGGCUCUGGGUCCCGAUGGCGUGAAGGCCGCUGUCACCACGCUGUCGCCUCACACAGUCAUCCAGACCACACAUAGCGCUUCAGAGCCACUCCCAGUGGGACUGCCAGCCACCGCCUUCUACGCGGGGACUCAGCCGCCUGUCAUCGGCUACUUGAGUGGCCAGCAGCAAGCGAUCACCUAUGCCGGCAGCCUGCCCCAACACCUGGUGAUCCCCGGCACCCAGCCCCUGCUCAUCCCGGUGGGCAGUGCCGACAUGGAAGGGUCGGGGGCAGCCUCCGCCAUAGUCACGUCGUCUCCCCAGUUUGCUGCAGUGCCUCACACCUUCGUUACCACCGCCCUUCCCAAGAGCGAGAACUUCAGCCCCGAGGCCCUGGCCAGCCAGGCCGCCUACCCGGCCAUGGUGCAGGCCCAGAUCCACCUGCCCGUGGUGCAAUCUUUGGCGAACCCCACUACCGCCCCACCUACGCUGCCCCCAUAUUUCAUGAAAGGCUCCAUCAUCCAGUUGGCCAACGGGGAGCUGAAGAAGGUGGAGGACUUAAAAACAGAAGACUUCAUCCAGAGCGCUGAGAUCAGCAAUGAACUGAAGAUCGACUCCAGCACGGUGGAGAGGAUUGAGGAUAGCCCCAGCCCAGGUGUUGCCGUGAUCCAGUUCGCUGUGGGGGAGCACCGAGCACAGGUCAGCGUUGAAGUUUUGGUAGAGUACCCCUUUUUUGUGUUUGGACAGGGCUGGUCAUCCUGCUGUCCAGAAAGAACCAGCCAGCUCUUUGACUUGCCGUGUUCCAAACUCUCCGUUGGGGAUGUUUGCAUCUCGCUUACCCUCAAGAACCUGAAGAAUGGCUCUGUUAAAAAGGGCCAGCCCGUGGAUCCUGCCAGUGUCCUGCUGAAGCACUCAAAGACUGACAACCUCACUGGCAGUAGACACAGGUAUGCUGAGCAGGAAAACGGAAUCAAUCAGGGAAGUGCCCAGAUGCUCUCUGAGAAUGGUGAACUGAAGUUUCCUGAGAAAAUAGGAUUGCCUGCAGCACCUUUGCUCACCAAAAUGGAACCCAGCAAGCCCGCAGCAAGGAGGAAGAGGAGGUGGUCAGCACCAGAGACCCGCAAACUGGAGAAGUCAGAAGAUGAGCCACCUUUGACUCUUCCUAAGCCUUCUCUAAUUCCUCAGGAGGUUAAGAUUUGCAUUGAAGGCCGGUCUAAUGUAGGCAAGUAGAGGCAAUGUGGGGAAGGGAAAUUUGGCUCUCCUUCAUCAUUUGUAUCCAGAUUACUGUACUGUAGGCUAAAUAACACAGUAUUUACAUUUUAUCCUCUUUCUUUAGGUUUCUGUUAUAACCUUGUCAUUAGAGUUACCGCUGGUGUUGCGCAGGAGACUGGUGCAUAUGCUUUUUCCACUCAUGUCUGACGGCAGUGGGCAGCAGGGGCCAGAGCAGGGCCAACUGGGAUCAGGCAUCCUGGGUAGAAAUGAAAGUGGCUUCACAGCACCUGCCUCACUAGCAGUGCAGAAGCAACAACCAGCGCUGACUUCCUCUAGUUUCCCAAGCAAGUUCUGUGGAAAGGCAACUAUAGGGGUGUGAGCAUGCAUGCAUGGGUGCGUGCAUGCAUGGGUGCCAGUGAGUGAGGCUCUAUUUCUCUCUCUCUCUCUCUCUCUCUCUCUCUCUCUCUCUCUUCCUUUCAGCACGGGACUAGAGGGGAAAUGUCCUCUGGAGCUUGUCACAUCCAAAAGAAAUAUCAAGAACCCACUUCAGGGCAUCCUAGAGAGGCAUCAGACAGUAGAUGGAAAACAAACUAUGUAAAAGAACAAUUUUUCCUCCAACAUAUUUUACAAUAAAAGCAACUUUUAAUCAUAUAGAUACAUAUUUCCCCCUAUGGGGCCUGACUGCACUGAUUUUUUUUUUUUUUAAGAGCAACUGCCACAGGUGGGAUUUUGUUUCUGCUUUAUUAGUGCAGUGAUGUCUCCAGGGUGUCGUGGUGGUUGGAGCAGCCCCUGCCAGCAUCACCAGCCAGGCCUGGAGAGGAUGGUGGAGCAGGACAUGGGCAAGGGAACCCCCACUUGCGUUUCUGUGCAGUGUUAGGAAAACCAAUUAGGUUAUCGUGUUGACUUCGCUCACGAGAUAGAUGCAAACUGCCCUUCAUUGAGAUCAGGGGAAAUUCUUCGCAUUGGGUUUGCAAAUCUUUUUGUCUUUUAACUCUAGUACUGUUUAUAGUUCAUGACUAUGGACAACUCGGGUGCCACUUUUUUUUUCCGAUUCUAGUGUGACGUGAGGAAUUAGAUUUUGAAGAUGAGCAUAUAUAGUACUAUCUCUAAGCACUUAAAAUGCUGUUCACACUUUAUUACCAAGCAUCUUGGUCUAUCAUUCAACAAGUACUGUAUCUCACUUUACUCUUUGGGAAGACAGAAAAUGAAGUUGCUUUCUUUUUCCAACACUGUAACUACAUUUCAGCUCUGCAGAGUUUCUCAUGAGCAAGAUACCGAAAGUUUCAAUGUGGUUUAAAGGGAUGAAUGUGAAUUAUAAUCUAGUAUGUGACAAUGAGUGACCACCAAGAACAGCCUGACUGAAGGCACUUUUCACUUUGAUGUUUGGAAAAAAAAAAAAAAAGACAUACAUAGAAUUGACAGAGAAACUGAGAGAAAAGGGAUGGAAAAAAAGAAUACUCUUUUUUUUCUUUUUAAGAUGAACUUUUGAAGAACUUUGCGAUUUGCACAUCUUGAGUUUAUAAUUUGUGUGAUAUUCCUGCAGUUUUUAUCCAGUAACAUUGUGGGAAAAGUUUGGGGGUGGGACUUGAACGAGCAUAAAUAAAUGUAGCAAAAAUUACUUUCUAACCUACCUAAACUCUAGGCCAUUUUAUAAAGUUAUGUUCCUUUCAAAAUUUAUUUUGGUCUUUCUCCCAUAUCUGUCACAAAAACCAGGUUUAGCAGGACAACUCUGAGAAUUUUCUUCAGAUUCAUUAAGAGUUUCCCAUAAGGACAUUCAUGCAUAUGAGCAACCUUUUUUUUUUUUACUAUUAUUUUAUUAUUGUUGCUAUUUACAUUAUUUCUAAAAUAACUUUUUUUUUCCCCUCCAUCUGAAAUCAAAUAAGAUUUAAUGUUUGGUACCAACCCAGAAAAGGUAAUUAAUAGCUUAAUCCUUUCACCCCCAGUGAUCAGAAAUAUUGUUUGUGGAUUCCGAGUAUGCCUCGUGAAGUGCUUUUUUAGAAAACUUUAUACGUAGGAAAACAUUUUUAAAAUUCUGACUUGGAAUGGCUGCAACUGAUCUGAAUAUCUGAUCUUCCUUUUUACCAUUGAAAAUAGUUAUUUUCCAUGUCACAGACCAAAAGGAAAAGCUCGUGGCAGCACCUAUCUUGGCAUAUCUAGAAUUCUUUUACAUGUAUCUCUCACCAGAACUAAUGGCUUUUCUAAACCAUAUUCUGGGGUGUACCAAAAACAUUUGAAUAGGUUUAGAAGAGCUAGACCCAUUCUUUGACUUUCUUGGCAGUUAAUUACCCUGUUAGCAUACUAGCAGAAAGCUGGGUGGGCCCAUUUUUGCAGUCAUACUGCUUAUUUAGUGCUGCAUUUUUCUUUCUUUCUUUCUUUCUUUCUUUUUUUCUUUCUUUCUUUCUUUUUUUUUUUGUGUGUUUAAGCAUUUCUGUUCAGAGAACUUGCUUAAUCUUCCAUAUAUUCUGCUCAGGGCACUUGGAAUUAUUAUGAAUUAUUUUUCUUUUUAUUUUGUAACCUUGAUGGUAAGAGGAACAUGGGGUUGCCAUACAGACUUUGUCCUCAUUAGUACCACUAUUUACAGCAACUCAUGUGGACUCAGAAAAACACACAUCAUCUUUUAGCUUACUUUAAGUACUGAACUAAAUGGAUCCAUGAAACCAACACUAAAGUGGGAAAACAUACACAGUUUGGAGCAAUAGGAACAUCAUCAUAAUAUGUGUGCUUCUAUCUAUUUCAGGUAUAGGAAUUUUUAAAUAAUUGGUUCUUUCUAAACAUUGUCCCAUUUCAUUCUCUUGCUUUUUAGCAUGUGCAAUACUUUCUGUGCCAAUAGAGCCUGACCAGUGUGCUCUAGUUAAAAGCUCAUAGUUUUUUGGCUUGUACCCAUUUGGUCUUUCUUCCUAUUCUGGCCAAGAAGGGCUGGAGGGAAGGAGCCAGGAAGGGGAAAGUUCCUGCUUCAAGUUUCCCCUGCUGCGGAUAUGGAGUGCUGGGGCCAGGAGCCUUCAGGAGCUCCGUGUGUCUGACGCCAUGUUGCAGAAAGAGCAAGCAAAGGAUAUCUAGGGGAAGGGCUGCAGUCCCCUGCCACCAUUGAGGAAUAGUGAAUAUGGCGUGUGGAGAGGAAGGAGGCAGAUUCAUUUCUAAGGCACACUCUGGAGCAGUGUAGCCAGAAUCAACCCAUUUUCCACGGUCUUUUCUGCAAGUGGACAGGCCCCUCCUGAGGCCUGUGUCCUUGAAACUUUGAGCCCUGCCUCUGAGUAUGCCAGCGGCCAGUGGCUGUGGAGGGAGCCAUCUAUGAACAAUGGUCACCACUCCUUUGUGGCAGCUUGCUCUUCAAAUAGGAAGAACAUCCAGAGGACAGGGAACCUCUUGUUUGCAGACAUUGGCGAGCCCAAGACUUCCAGAGCAGCCUUUGUCACCGCUCCUGCGUAGCAAACAUAACAAUGACAAGCUUAGAAAUCCUUCUUCGGUGCCGUGCAGCUUAAUGAGGAUCAGCUAUGUGCCUCUGUACUGUGUCCACUUUGCAAUAUUUACUGACAGCUGACUUUAGUUCUUCCUUUCCUGUUUUCCAUUUUUUUUUAAACUAAUAACAGCAGGCCUUUUGCGUUUACAAUGGAACACAAUCACCAAGAAAUUAGUCAGGGCGAAAAGAAAAAAAAAAUAAUAAGAAACCAACAAACAAGAACCUCUCUUUGUAGGGAUUUCUAAAUAUAUUAAAUGACUGUUCCUUAGAAUGUUGAACUUGAGAAUUCUUUCAGUUUGUCUGGGCCACAUUGGGGGGAUGGGGAGGGGGGAGUACAGAAAUGGAUGCCACUUACCUCAAAUCUUUUAAAGUGGAAAUCCAAAUUGCAUUUUCAUUUGGACUUUCAGGAUAAUUUUCUAUGUCGGUCAAAGAUUUUUGUUCUCCCCCAACUCACCCCAUUUGGUUUGGGAUGAUUUGAUUUCCCUACUCCCACCCCUUAUUGUUGUUGAUCCCAUUUCUAACUCUUGAAUUAUGACCCUGUAUGUUUUCUGUUGGAUGAGUGUGUUGGGUGUUUUUUUCCCCCACCAGGAAGUGGCGGCAUCCUUCCUUCUCCCCCUACAAGGAACUCUGCAGAACCUUUCACACCUCUUACUCAGGGAUGGGGCUGGCGUGUGUGUGGUACACUGAUGUGUCCGGAAGCAGCACUUUGACUGCUCUGGGGUAGGGUUGUACAACUUCAAGGAAUGUUUGGAUUUCCUGCAUCUUGUGGAUUACUCUUUAGAUACUGCAUAGAUUGCAAUAUAAUGCUGCAUGUUCGAGAUGAACAGUAGCUCCUAGUAAUCAUAAAAUCCACUCUUUGCACAUAGUUUGAUCUUUACUGAAAUAUGUUGCCAAAUUUUUAUUUUUGUUGUUGUAGCUUUGGAAUUUUUGUUUGUUUUUCAAGGAAAUAAUUGACAAUAAAUACCCUUUAACAUCUGUGACUACUAAGGAAACCUAUUCCUUUCAUAGACAGAAAAAAAGUCUCAAAUGCUUUUGAAGACACUAAUGCCAUGCUAUUUCAGAUAUGGGUGAAGAAGCAGGGCUCUUAGGACAGAAGGCCAGGCUUUUGAGCUGUGUGGGUUGUCAUGGCUACUGUUUCAUGAAUCUCAGGCAGUUCAAUCAACUGUGGUCUGUUCUCUCCCAAAGCCCUUUGCACUUCCUGUUUCCUAAUCACCCGUAUUGUAUUUCCAGGUGAAAAUGGGGCUGGCUGUCUCCAGGGCCCAAUCCAGCUUCAGUGGUAAUAUGAAAGGAAAAGGGAAAUAUACUUUUAUUUUUUAAGAUGGAGUGGAGACCUUUGCAUCCACCUUUGUGUUUCCAACCCAGAAUUUCUGAAAUAGGGAUUUGAAGAACCCAUUAAGUAAUAAAUAUACAGAGAAUAUACUUUUUUUUAUAAAGCACAUGCAUAUGCUAUUGUAUUGGGUUGGUUUUCUCUCUUUUCCAUGGACAGUGUUGUGUUUCUGUUAAUAGGGAAACUCCAAACAAUUUGCACACCUCUACUCCGGAGCUGAGAUUUCUUUUACAUAGAUGACCUCGCUUCAAAUAUGUUACCUUACUGAUAGAAUCUUUUCCUUGUAGCACUAUACCUUGUGGGAUAUUUUUUUUUUAACGUACACCUGCUUUGAGAAGCUGAAGAAAAAAAAAACAUUUUUUGAAGCACUCACUUUCAGGGGUACAGGUAAUGUUUUUAAAAAAAUUGCACAAAAGAAAAAUGAAUGUCAAGAUGAUUCAUUCAGUGUUUGAAAGAUAUGAUCUGUUGAAACAAUGAGUUUCCUACCUUGUUUGUAUAAAAAAAAAAAAAGAAUCAUAAAGGUUGACAGUUAUGUUUUUUUCUUUUUUUGUAUAUAGAAACUUGUCAUGUCUAAGUGAUCAGAUUCAUAUGGUUAUGGCCUGGAAGAACUACUACGUAAAAGGCUCUUAAACUAUACCUAUGCUUACUUCAUGUUUUUGUUACAUAGAGAGCUCUUCUGAGGGGAGGACAACGCUGUAUUCUGCAAUUAGAGAAUACAGUUCAUUCCUAUGCUGAAAGUACUUCUCUGAGCUCCCUUCUUAGUUUUAAACUCUUAAGCCAUUGCAACUCCCUUUUCUUCAGAGAUGAUGUUUGACAUUUUUCAGCACUUCCUGUUCCAAUAAACCCAAAGAAUAUAAUCCUGAACAAGAAGUGUUUGUUAACAAGGGAUCCUAACUACCGAUAAAACAGAACGCAACUAUGAGAACAACAAAAAUAAAGUUCAAUCUCUUUUCCCCCACAUCUCAAAUUGAAUGAUGUGGGGGGGGGGGUAAAAUAUAAAUUUCAAUUGAAAUGCCUCAUUUCCCCUUAGUCUGAUUUUUAAUAUUAAGAGGCCAAAACAAAUGUGGAACAACUUCCCAGGAGAGUCAUAUUUUGUCCAAAAUUCAAGCCAACCAGCAGAGACUGGACAGCUGUGGGGAUACUGAUCAAACCCACCUUCAAUUCUUAAAUUCAGAAUCUCAGCCCCUCCUUUACUGCUAAAUGCAGCUUUCCUGGUAGCUGACAUUCACCUAUACAAUUACGGGAGGGAACAGCAGCUUUUUGUGUCCUCGUGACUUGCAUACAAAUGAUUCAGCUAUAUUAAAAUUAAGUGCAUUUGGCCAAUAGGUAGUUUCUAUACAGUAAGAGUCUCUAAGAAUUCACGUAACUUUUCUUCUCUGAAAGGAUUCAAGUCUUCCACUGAAGGUAAUUGGAGACUUCACCCAAGUUUUCUUUCCGUUUAGUUGGUUUGUUCAUUUGCUGUCUGGAUGGCUAAUGAGCCUGUCUCCUUUUCCAUGGCCAGUCUGUAGGCCUUCCUGGGAGUGUUGUUUACAGUAAACCUUGCCGAGGUAACAUAUGAUCCUCCAGAAGACCAGCGUCUGAGGUGACUCUAGCUUACAGCUCUUGCCAUUAGAGAGCAGUUACCAAGAAGCUGGGUGUAUAGGUUUCUUCUGGUUCUUACGCAAGCCACCAGUACUCUUAAGUUAUUGUCUGGUCCAGGAGUGUGGUAAACUCUUCAGUAAGUGAACCUUAGACUUGAUGCCUGUGCAUUAGAUUCUGUGAAUACUGCUCUUUUGGCCUUUGUGGGAGGUCGUCCUUCCCAGCUGUCACUGCAUACCUAUCAGCCCAAAUUAGUCAGCUGAAAAGGAUCUUUCCGCAGAACCCUGCCAGUAUUCACAGUGACCUUAGGCUAAGACUGUCCAAAUUUCUAGCCAGUGGUCUCCUGGACCCAGAGCCAUCUCUGAGAUUGAGACCAUCUGGGUGUUUUAAUAUGGAGUCAUGACCCACUCUUCCUAUUCUAAGCCUCCCACCAGCCAAGGGAAAAGAGACAUCAGAAAUUUUGAGGGCACUAUCAGACUGACAUAGCCAGUACAGAGGAGAACUAGGGAAGGAAUGAUGUUUUGCACCUUAUUGAAAAGAAAAUUUUAAGUGCAUACAUAGUUAAGAGCUUUUAUUGUGACAGGAGAAUUUUUUUCCAUAUGCGUGCACACUCUCUGUAAUUCCAGUGUAAAAUAUUGUACUUGCACUAGCUUUUUUAAAACAAAUAUUAAAAAAAUGGAAGAAUUCAUAUUCUAUUUUCUAAUCGUGGUGUGUCUAUUUGUAGGAUACACUCGAGUCUGUUUAUUGAAUUUUAUGGUCCCUUUCUUUGAUGGUGCUUGCAGGUUUUCUAGGUAGAAAUUAUUUCAUUAUUAUAAUAAAACAAUGUUUGAUUCAAAAUUUGAACAAAAUUGUUUUAAAUAAAUUGUCUGUAUACCAGUACAAGUUUAUUGUUUCAGUAUACUCGUACUAAUAAAAUAACAGUGCCAAUUGCAAA